Messenger RNA from Nymphalis io (European peacock), 579 nucleotides. It is a transcript of the gene Arpc5, whose product is annotated as actin-related protein 2/3 complex subunit 5-B. The record is from RefSeq and is a predicted model, not a curated record. NCBI's taxonomy places the organism in Eukaryota, Metazoa, Arthropoda, Insecta, Lepidoptera, Nymphalidae. Gene Ontology annotation, biological process: Arp2/3 complex-mediated actin nucleation; cell migration; regulation of actin filament polymerization. Gene Ontology annotation, molecular function: actin filament binding. The transcript has 3 exons. Bases 1 to 453 code for a protein of 150 amino acids. Gene Ontology annotation, cellular component: cytoplasm; Arp2/3 protein complex; actin cytoskeleton.
AUGGCUAAGAAUACUUCCAGUUCUGCCUUUCGAAAAAUUGAUAUUGAUCAAUACAACGAAGAUAAUUUCAAAGAAGACGAAUCCGAACAAUCUAUACCAACUGGUCCUGAUGAGGGAGAAGUCUGUGCAUUAAAAAACACAGGUCGCUACAUUGAAGCACUUAAACAUGUUUUGAACAAUGCUCCUUUGGGGUCGUCGAAUCAGCAAAUAAAAGACAACGCACUUACCCUGACAUUGAAAGUCCUACUCGCAAUAAAGUCAGCGCAGAUUGAAGAGGCCGUUGCUACUUUAUCACAAGACGAUAUAGACAUUUUGAUGAAAUACAUUUAUAGAGGAUUUGAAUAUCCAUCAGAAGGAUCAAGCGGGCAUCUUUUGCUAUGGCACGAAAAGGCUUUCAACGUUGGCGGAUCAGGUUCUAUCGUCAGGGUCUUAUCUGACAGAAUGACAGUUUAAAUUUUUACCAAAUAAUUAUAUGCAUUAUAACUUAUUUAAUACAUUUUCCAUUACACGAGAGCCUUUUAAUACCUUUCUAAAGAUUGCGUCUGUGAUGGAUGAUAUAAUAUAAGUAUUAUUUCUACA